GUAUUUAUAGCACUGCUAACCACGACAUCCAUAAAGACAGAUAAACAUACGGGGAGGGAAACCGUCCCUCAAACACCGGACCGCAGUCGCCUCGUGUACCAAUGUAUAAACUCUACUCCCCUCGUGUUAUUCAAACGGGAUAAAAAAAACCCUACAAAAAGCGAUCCUCGGAUUUGCUGUGCCAAAUAAAGAGAGUUGAAACAAACUUUUUGGAAAACAACAAUAUUCACAGGAUACCCAUAAACGGACAAAAUGCACGUGGAAGUUUCAGUGGCUCUUAACUUUGUUAUUUCUUAUUUGUACAACAAAUUACCCAGAAGGAGAGUCGAUAUGCUAGCGGAGGAAUUAGAAAGAGGAUUGAAGAAAAAGUUUCAGGGCCAUUGGUAUCCGGACAAACCCUUCAAAGGUUCGGGUUUUAGGUGUGUUCGAAUGAACGGAGAGAAUGUCGACCCUGUUUUUACCCACGCAGCGACCGAGUGUGGACUUUCCUUGGAGGAAGUCAAGUCUUAUCUCCCAGAGGAACUCACCAUCUGGAUCGACCCUGCAGAGGUCUCCUACCGCAUCGGAGAGAAAGGUCAAAUCAAGAUUUUGUACAGUGAUAGAAAAGAUGACAGCACUGAAACAGCUGACCGUGAGGUCCAGGCGGCGGGGCGCACGUUUAACCCGGAUGCGCAGUGUUUUAAACCGAUUGACAAUUUGUCGGCCUCUCUGAACAACUUGUGUUUAUCUCCUGUCAUGUUGUCUCCGUCAUCGCCUACGUCAUCAAAAGGGUGGUCUGCUAGCGCGUCUACGUCGCCGUCUAGCUCCCUGUUUAACUCCACAUUAUCCAGACCCGCGCAGCCGGCGACCCUCGUCUCAAAGGACAACGUCGUGCCCCAGUUUACAGCAGCCUCGUUUGCCCAGACAAAGUUUGGAUCCACGAAACUGAAAACAAACGCUAAAAGACCCACGCGCUUGUCCCCGACAGAGCUGGGCAACUACUUCCGUCAGCGGACAGCAGUACUCCACCCUCAAAGUGGAUUUCCUCCCCAGCGACCACGGUCCCUGUCCCCAAGGGACCCACGACUGGAGUUCUACAUGGAUCAGAAAAACCGCGUGUUCCUAUCCCAGCAACAACUCCACCACCAGCAGUUGCAACAGAUGCAACAGCAGCAUCUGCUCCAGUCGCCGCAGCACGGCGGCAGCCCGUCCUCACCUCUCAGUGACAGCGGCCUCAUCAGAUCCCCAAUGACAAGUCAUGGCUUGGUUCCUGGACACUCCUACGACUACAAUAUGCCCGCUUCUCCGCCGCUGGGGUCUCCCGCCAAUUCAACGGCCGUGUCACCGGAGUCGGAUAAGUCGUUCAUGGAUGGGAUUAAUUUAAAUAACAUUUCAUAUACAGCGCAGUUUCCACACAUGCUGUUGGCUAAUUAGAUAGGUCCUAGAGGUCUUAGCGCCGGACGACGACACGUUGCGUGUUUAAACAUAGACGAUUGACUUUUCCUCGGAUCAUGAGAUAUUUCUGGUGUUCAUCCUGUGAACAUGAACCCGACUCCAUGUUCACGGUCGUAGCUGGGUUUGGUUCAUGUUGCCAUCAGUGACUGUGUCACCUAGUUUUUUUAUUUACAUAUGACUAUUUUGGAGGGCAUCAAUUAUCGUACUACAGUCCCAUAGUAGAGUGAUUUAUUCUACAAAUGAGAGAUAGUGGAGAUUUAUUGUUCAGUAGAUAUUCCACACAUAUAUCAUGUUAUAUAGCUAAGCUGUUAAAUUAUUUUUAUAUUAGUUAUAAUUUUUCCAAGAGGAUGUUCGUACAAAAGAUUAUAUAUAUUCGUACACUUUUUAUUACGGUCUAUAUGUAUAUAUACAGAUUGGGUUAGGUUUUCUAUGGAAUGUCAGCAUCAUUUUGAUAGAGCCUAUUUAUAUACACACCAUGUUCAUUGUCAUGUACUGGGGGUCUGGGUUGACAGACAACUACCCGCUGGUCUCAUUACUACUGCUGUCAACUUCUAUGGAGGCUGCUCAAUGGUCAAAUACGAACACUAAAUUCAGAAAAUCACGUUUGAAAUAGUUUCUUAUAACACAUUACCUUCCGUCUAAGUACAACAAACAUUAAAACACCACGGAGCAGCCUGUCUUCACCAUAGCACCGAACCACUGCUAAUUUUUCACGUUUUUUACUUCGAUAAGAGCAAUAGCAGCCGCGGCUGGGCGGGGUGUGUGGGGGUGUGUGGGGGUCGUGUGUCGAUUUCCGUCCCUGGGGAGACAGUGGGAUUCCGCGCCAAAACAACGCCUGUUCUCCGAGCUAGGUGUGACUGGUCAAACGUUGUGCAAUAAUCGUUCAUUUCCAUGGCCUUCUAUGUUUGAGAAUUGUAUUGUUUAUAUUGCUACAUAUUUUUAAGUUUCUAAUAAAACUGGUAUUUUUAGA
Messenger RNA from Magallana angulata, 2404 nucleotides. RefSeq names its product protein Tob1-like. The transcript is spliced from 2 exons. NCBI's taxonomy places the organism in Eukaryota, Metazoa, Mollusca, Bivalvia, Ostreida, Ostreidae. Gene Ontology annotation, molecular function: transcription corepressor activity. Gene Ontology annotation, cellular component: nucleus; cytoplasm. The record is from RefSeq and is a predicted model, not a curated record. Bases 253 to 1413 code for a protein of 386 amino acids. Gene Ontology annotation, biological process: regulation of gene expression.